Molecule: messenger RNA, 1886 nt
Organism: Pelodiscus sinensis (Chinese soft-shelled turtle)
Lineage: Eukaryota; Metazoa; Chordata; Testudines; Trionychidae
Source: RefSeq, a predicted model, not a curated record
CACACCGCUCACAUACUGACACUAACAUUCGGGGGCUGGGAGCCAUACGAGGCUCUGGGCAGGCCCUGUGGGGCUGGGAGCAGCUGGGGGCUGAGGAGGGGCCCAGUGGGCCUGGCGUGGGGCGGGCUGGGGGCUCCGAGGAAGCUGCGGUUCCGUUCGGGUGGGUCCCCCGGAGCCGGGGGUCGCUCUCCCCUGCGGUCGGGAGCGGCAGUGACACCCAGCCCAGCCCGGGCGCUGCCCUGGACACGAACUUUCACUUUCGCUUCUGCCCGAGUCACCAGCAGCUCCACGUUUGCACCCUGGGGAAGCGACACCCUCCCCCCGGACUCAGGUGCCCCUCACCAUGGCCUCGGAUGCCCCGUCCCUCUCAGACGCCAUCACCACCGACUUCCUGACCUGCCCCAUCUGCCUGGAGCGGCUGCGCCGACCGAAGAUCCUGCCCUGUCUGCACACUUAUUGCCAGGGCUGCCUGGAGGGGCUGCUGGGUGAGGGGCCAGGGCUGCGGUGUCCUGAGUGCCGAGAGGAUGUGCCCUUGCCGCAGGGGGUGGACAGCCUCAAGAGCAACUUCUUUGUCACCGGGCUACUGGAGCUGGUGCGCCCAGAGGGUGAGACGGGCCUGGCCUGUGCCCUGUGCCCGCUGCUGGGGCCGCAGGGCAGCCACCCAGCCGGCAGCCACCCAGCCGUCUCUCGCUGCCUGGAUUGUGCUGACAACCUGUGCCAGGCCUGUGCCGCCGGGCACCGCUGCUCCCGGCUCACCCACACCCACCACUUGGUCAGCCUCCAGGGCUUCCUGUCCGGGCAGCAUGAUGAGGAGAUCCGGCCGCGCCGGGCUGCGCGAUGGCAGGAACACCCGGGGGGACUUCCUGGGCACUAUCCCGGUGCACAGCUGGCCCCCUGCCGGCCACCCCCCACCGCCCACUUCUCCUGCAGCUUCUCGGUGCGGGUCCUGGGAGACAAGAAUAGGCCCCGGAUCACAGGGAUUUGCCCCCUGGGCCUCAGCGAGCUGCUCCUGGCCGAUGAGGAGAACCGCAGCCUCAAGCGCUUCUCUCUGCAGGGGGACUUCCUGGGCACUAUCCCGGUGCACGGCGGAGUGGCCCCUUGCAGCGUGGCGGCCAUAGGGGCCAAGGUGGCCUACACCGCUGGCUCCCCGGGCGAAGCCGUGGCUGUGAGUGUGGCUGGGCACCUGGAGGUCUACAAUGCCCGGGGGGAGCUGUUGGAAAAGAUCUUCCCGGAUGGACACAACCGUUUGGCUAUGGUGUUCGUGGCCAGUCGGCACGGCCGCUACGUGGCCUCUGACUGGCACCGGCGCAGCGUGGUGGCAUUCGACGGGCAUGGGCAGCUGUGGGCAGAGCUGGGUGAGGAGCAGCUGAAACAGUGCCAGCCGGGGGCUGUCUGCGCUGAUGACAAGGAUUAUUUCUACGUAGCCCUGCGGGAGCUGAACAAGGUGGUGGCUUUUGGGCCGGGCGGGGAGGCGUUGGGGCCGUUCCUCAGUGCCCGGCAUGGCAUUGAGAGAGCCCGGGUGGCUACCAUCACCGGGGACGGGCGCUUCGCCGUGGCCCUGAGUAAUGGCACCGUCCAUGUUUUCCGCAUCCAGUACCCGGGACAGGGAGCGCCGGGGGAGGGCACAGGGAGAGGGAGAUGAGAAGAGUGCAUGUGUGUGCACAUAGGUGUGCAGACAAUGAGUGUGUGCACACUAGUGUAUGUGUUCGUGUGUGCAUUAGAGCGUGUGCAUUCUGUGUGUGUGCAUUAGUAUGCGUCACUGGCUGUGUUAGUACAUGCAUUAGUGCAUGCUUGUAUGCACAUCAGCAUCUGUUUGUUAGGGUGUGUCUACACUGCAGGGGUUUUUUUUUUUUUUGGAAAAACAGUUGUUUUUCCGAAAAAAAUUU